Messenger RNA from Helianthus annuus (common sunflower), 3122 nucleotides. RefSeq names its product protein WEAK CHLOROPLAST MOVEMENT UNDER BLUE LIGHT 1. The transcript has 2 exons. The coding region runs from base 783 to 3047 and encodes 754 amino acids. The record is from RefSeq and is a predicted model, not a curated record. NCBI's taxonomy places the organism in Eukaryota, Viridiplantae, Streptophyta, Magnoliopsida, Asterales, Asteraceae.
GGUUGUGAGUGAAGAAGCGAGAAAAGGUAAUCACAAAAGUAUUAAAAAAUAUUAUUUAAUUGAAAUGAGAGAGAAAAUUUAGUUGUUUUUAGUGAAUUAUAGGGUAAAAAAAAUGAAAGGGAUGUGAAUGCUCUAACAUUUUUGAAACGUGCCAUUUCAGUCCAAAAAAAAUCCAGAAUAAAGUGCAUAACAUUCUCGAAACACUCGAUUGAAGUGACUUCAAUAAGGGAAAAUUACUAAAAUAGACAAUGUUGACCAAGAUUUCUUCAAAACAGAGACACUUUUUUUUCAAAUUUCUAAAGUGUUUAGACCAAUCAGAAAAUGCAUCUAAGUCUUAGCCGGUACUUUUUGGCACAAAAAUUCAUGUUUAGCUGGUGCAUUGCCGGUUAGACAGCUCGUUGGUUAGCCGACGUCUAUUUAGGAAAAGUAAAAAAAGUAUGCCUAUUUUGGAAAAGUCAACGUCAACAUUGUCUAUUUUGGUAAUUUUCCCGUUCAUAAACAGCAGAGCUAAAACGUUUCAUUUUAGUUGUUUAGAAAGAAAUUAUACUUUCUCGAAAUGUGAUACACAGGGAAAGAAACUAAUAGAACCCGGUUUGCUACUUCUAACCGGGUCCGUUAGUUUCUCCAUGAUAGAACCCAACCCGGUCUCUUUGCCACAAACUGGUUCCCCAUAAAUUUUAAGUCUAAUGUAAAAAAAAAAAAAAAAAAUCUGAAUAGCAUGAAAUGUAAAUUUCUGUGAAUUUCAGAUACCCAGCUGACUCUACGUGUCUAAUAUUUCUGGAAUGGAUGAAGAGAAAGUUGGGGAAAAAAAUUCAAAUGAAGCAAACCCCGGUGAUCAAGACUCCCCUGAUUAUGGCAGUGAGGAUUCAUUUGUAACUCCAGAUUCAUCUUCAGGACGGUUUAACAUCGAUGUUUCUCCAAAUGAAGACAGAAGUGGUUCAGGUAAACGGUCUGAAAAGCAUGACUCGAAAGAUAGUGGUUCAUCAAAUAAACAGCCUGAAAAGAAUGAGUCGAAAGAUAGUGGUUCGAAUAAACAGCCUGAAAAGAAUGAGUCGAAAGAUAGUGGUUCGAACAAACAGCCUGAAAAGAAUGAGUUGAAAGAUAGUGGUUCGAAUAAACAGCCUGAAAAGGGUGACUCGAAAGAUGGUCAUGUUGUUGAUACAGCUAAACCGUUAUCUGUUAAAGAAGCUGUUUCCAAGUUUGGUGCUAUUGUCGACUGGAAAACUCACCGAGCUCAGAAGAAUGAGAGACGCAAGUUCAUAGAACAAGAACUCGAAAAGGCCCAAGAGGAGAUACCAAUAUUCAAACAAAAAUCCGAGCUAGCCGAACAAGCAAAACAAAAGGCAUUAAAACACCUAGACGGUACCAAAAGGUUAAUACAAGAACUCAAACUGAAUCUAGAACGAGCCCAAACCGAAGAACGCCAAGCCAAACAAGACUCAGAACUCGCGCAGUUACGCCUCCAAGAACUUGAACAAGGAAUCACCGAUGAAUCAUCAAGUGUAGCAGCCAAAACCCAACUCGAAGUAGCCAAAGCCCGCCACGAAAAUGCAGCUUCAGAACUCAUAACGGCCAGAGCAGAACUCGAAGAAACGUGCAGAGACUAUGAAAUAUUAAUAUCCGAACGAGACUUUGCGGUUCAGAAAGCGAAAGAAGAAGUGUCCGCAGCUAGAGAACUCGAAGAAGAAGUCGAAAACUUAACGAUCCAGCUCAUAACAACGAAAGAAUCUAUUGAGCACAUACAUGUUUCACAUUUGGAAACCGAAGAACAUUGGGUUCACGAAGCGAACGAACGAGAUCAAGAACUGUUGGCGUUGGAUCAGGAACUGAAACGAACCGAACAAGAGUUAGAGAAAGUUAAACAAGAGAUUGUUAGAGCAGAAGACUUGAAGUCGAAGCUCCAAACCGCUUCGCGGUUACUUCAUAGUUUAAAAGAUGAAUUAGCGGUUUAUAUGCAAGGGAAGGUGCCUGAAGAAGAUCAUGAGAAGUUUACGCGUAAAGAUGUACAAUCAGGUGUCGCGAUAGCGAAGAAGAAUCUUGAUGAAGUUAUUCGUAAUAUCGAAAAAACAACCGAAGAGAUAAUGAGUUUGAAAACCGCUGCAAAGUCGUUAACCGCACAACUAGAGGGUGAGAAACAAGUUUUGGAGAAUAUCCGAAAGCAAAAAGGGUUAGGAGCGGAUACGGUUGUGAAUCUUGAAUCCGAGAUGAAAAGGGCCCGAUUAGAACUCGAAGAGAUUCGAAGAAAAGAAAAAGAAGCCCGUGAAAAGCUUGUGGAACUCCCGAAACAGUUGCAAAAAGCAGGUGAAGACGCUGAACACGCUAAGUUGUUUGCCGAAGGAGCCCGUUUGGUGUUGAAAAGAGCGAAAAUAGCGGCUGAUCAAUCCAAAAAUGAAGCGAGUUCAAUACUGAGUCAACUCGCUACGAUUGAGAAGGAGAUCGAGGCUGCACGGGCUCAGGAGAAGUUAGCAUUAGGAGCCAUUAGCGCGCUAUACGAGAGUGAGUCGGCUCGUAUUACGAAAAAAGAAGACCCAAAAGGCGGGAUCACGAUCACGUUAGAGGAGUAUUAUGAACUAAGUAAACGGGCCCAUGAUGCGGAAGAAGCGGCUGGUAAACGGGUUGGUGAAGCCAUGGCUCAAAUUGAUGAAGCAAAGGAGUCAGAAAUGCAAAGUUUGAAUAAACUUUUACAACUGAACUCGGAAAUCGCUGCGCAAAAAGAAGCGUUGAAUGUUGCGUUGCAAAAGGCGGAAAUGGCUAAAGAGUCGAAGUCGAAUAUAGAAGACGAGCUCAAGAGACGAAAUGGUGAAACGCGAGAAGAGGUGGGUUUGAGCUCAAGAGAUGAAACGUCGAAAACGCAGAAUGAAACGACAUCAGAUAAACUUGUUGCAUCAAGCAGUUCGAAGAAGGAAGGAUCUUCAAAAGGAAAAAGUAACACUAAUGAGGGGAAAUCUAGUAGUGUUAGAGGGUUGUUUAAGAAAAAGAAGUUUAUGCCAAAGUUUUCACUCAUGUUUAUGGGGAAGAAAAAAUCGACUUCGAAUAAGCAUUCUUGAGUAUUCUUUUACUUCUUGAUUGUACAAAGUACCCUUUGUAGUUUGUUGUAUCAUAUACUCGGUAAUUUCUUUGCA